UUUACUAAAGCAAACUGAUGAAUUAAAAUUACUGUCAUAGACAUCAUAUUUCAAAAUGCGCUGGCGUUUGGGAUGUUUAUUAUUCGUGUGCUGAAUAAACUUAAAGUCGACUGAGAAACAACAAAUUCUAUCAACGUUUCGGCAGUUUUCGCAUUCCUGUCCUUGUGUGCUGCAGAAAUAGGAGUUUAUAUUGUGUGAAUAGAUCAACAUAGAACAAGAACAUCAUAUUCUGGGCAUUAUGGAAGAUAUUAAGCAGAGAGAAGAAGACAUUGACUUCACAAUCCUUGCUAAACAAAUUGACUCAAUAAUAGAUCCAUACUUUGGUACAAUUCUAAAGGGAAUAGAAAGACUGAACAUGUUUAUCCGUGAAAUAUUUGGAAAUGAAGAACUUAUUCCUGUGGGAAGUUGCAUUGAUGGUUCAAAAGUUUCCGUACCCGGCGAUUGCGGCGAUAUGGACGUUUUGAUGCUUUCCAACAAGAUAAUUUUGAAAGAAUAUCUAUUUGAUUACGACAAAGCAUUCCCAGCAUUUCUGCAUAUAAGAGUUAACAAUGAACACCAGAAGUACUUCCAAACCGUGAAUGAUCCGAUCGAGGGAGUGUACCUUCCAGCAGCAGUUCUUAAAGUACUUCUUGAAAAAUUUUCCAGGUUUUCAAAAGUUUUACUGAUGUACGAUACACAGGAUGUCCUGUCCGAUGACGGAAAGUUCUUAAAAGUAACAAGAUCGACAUCAGUAGGAAAAGAACAGAUGCAAUUAUAUCCGUUUGGACAAAAUGCUUUUGAUUCUAGUGGUAAACCCGAUACAUUAAAAUUUAAAUUGGCAAGAAUUGAAAAAAAUGCCAAAUUCAUGCUUGGUGGAAUGAUCAAUCUACCAAAACAAAUUGAGAGAUCACAUGCUGAAGAUGAAUCAUCUUCGUUUGACACUAACAACAGACCAUCGUUAACUGACUAUGACAACACCUCACUGUUAGAGAUGUUAAAUAAAAUUCUUGACAUAGGCGAAGGCAAAGAAACAGAUGAUGGUGAAACAAGAAAUAUUCCGGAUAGGAAUAGAGACCGUCAGAAUGAUGUUACCAAUGAUGGAAAAGGUAAUUCGAUGCAAGGUACCACAUACCUUGAUAAAAGAGACAACAAAACGCCACGAGAUACUUUUUUAGCUGAAUCAUUGUGUGCAAAUGCAUACAAGAAAAAAAUCGCACGAGAUUAUCCAGCAACAAAAACAAAACAAAAUGACUCAAAUUCUAAAUUAGACGUUAUGAAUAAAAACGAAAACUUCUUGAGUUCAGAUCCCGGGGAAGUAAAAGAAAGUUGGUCUGUAGGUGCAUGUAUUAAAAAGACAACUAAAUAUGAAAAAGCAGAUGAAGAAAUGGCGUUCUCAAAAUUAAGGUCGAUAGACUUCGUCCCAGCAUUUAAAUUUGAAGGAUGGCCACGGGUAGCAGUUGAGUGGUUGACUCGUUCGAGAAAAUGGCCUUCGAAAGUAAUUCUGAAAAAUAUUCUAGAAUCAGGAUGUCAGGUCGUAGCAAAACGACCUUUAGCCUUGUAUAGUAAACCGGUAGUCGAAGAGAGAGACCCGUAUUUCAGGCUGUCUUUUGCCCUAUCUGAAAUAAUACUCGCAAAUAGCAUGAAAGAGCAACAGUUAUUGUGCUGGCGAGUAUUAAAAGCUUACCAGAAAUGUUUUCUUGAGACUAAACCAAAAUGUCUUACAUCAUAUCAUUGGAAAAACGUUAUGUUUUGGGUGAAUGAAGAUUUAGACGAAUCAUUCUGGACAAAUGAAAAUGUACCGGUUGCGGUGCUUAAAUGCUUAGACUUUAUGACAGAUUGUCUACAAAAGCGAAACCUGCCAUUUUAUUUUGUCAGAAGAAUGAAUCUUCUCAAUGGCUGUGAUGAAACGUUAUUCGAUGUCUUGAGAGAACAAGUCGAAUUGAUCCGCAGAGAGCCAUUGGCAUUUUUGAAAAGAUUCAUGUCAAAACCUCCAAAAUCUGAAACACAUUUUAUUGAUAUUGAAAAGGUUGAAGACAUACUAAGUGAAGAGACAAAAGCAAAGAAUAUCGACAGAAAUUCAGAGGAAAGGAUAAAUUGUAUAUUUUAUGAUUUAAUAUAUGAAAAUUUCAUCAAACGACAUGGAGAAGAUAAAACUGCAAUUCAAAAGAUUGAUAACUUCUGUACGCACUUACUGAAAAUAGGUCGGUCUGUAGUAGAUGACACGUCAUCAUAUGAUUAUAAAGACGUUAAAGAUUCAAACAGUUUGCAAGCGAAAAUGUUUCUAGAUACAUGUGAACAGCUAAUUGAAUCAAUGAAAAAUGGGGAUGAAGAAGCAAUAUCUGUAUUAUAUCAUGACUUGUUCCAAAAAGUGCUUAACACUGAAAAUGGUUCCGAUUUCGAAAAACGUGCUUCCCAAAGAUUAGAAAAUUUUUUUAGCAGUGUAUUACCAAUUCGUAAAAUAUCGCAAGAAAACGAAGGAUCCUCAGGAAACACAUCAGAUAGUUUAUCCAGUUUACACGAAAUUGUAAAACUUAUACAGAAAGAAUUCGAGUCAAAGUACAAAGCAUGCGAUGAAUCUGACGGAAAAGAUGACAGAGGGGCAAAUGGAAUAUUUUCAGUUGUCGUAAGUUCCUUUGAUAAAUUCAUCGAAGGAAUACAGAAUAGUAUCAAAAAUGAAGACAAAAAAUUCAGACCAGCUGAUGAGAUAAAAAAGAUUUUCAAUGAAGCUUCACAGAAAAUUGGAGAGAUGGUAGGAAAAGAAGACAAGAGAGAGAAAAAAACCGAAAUGGAUAUAGAUCUAGAUUAAACCAUUAAACUUUACUAUGAAGUCAUAGAUAUUCGAGGGGGAUAACGUGAUUGCGUCAAUCUACAAAAUGAAACCCCAACGAAAGACACCCUUUUAUUUCAUCUCCAAAAGAUAGCCCUUAUCCUGCUUAAUUUCUAUAAUGAACUUGUCCAUCUUUCGAAUUGGACAGUACCAUUAACUGUUAAAAGUAAUGCUUACCAAAAAGAUACUGACUGAAUGGCAAACAGUGCUGAUCUUGAUCAGACUGCACGGAUGUGCAGGCUGAUCAUGAUCUACACUGGUCGCAAAGGCAGAAUCAAGAGUGUCUAUCAUGAUAAGGGUUAAAAUGCACAAAUACAAUACCCAACAUUUGUUUUUCAUUUUAAAAUAAUAUCAUCAACAUGUUUCGAUAAUCUUCUUUUAAAAGGCUUUUGAACUAUUAUUAUCAGCAUAUGUAAAAUGUCAAGUAACUUAUCAAAAUUACUUUGAUCUCUAACAUAAUUUGUUUUCAUAUGCUCGACAUGUUUUACUUCAGAUUUAUAAAUUCUAAGUUUUUGAUCACUUAAACUACAUUUUAACUGGCCUGAAUGAGAAGAAUGAAUAACUUAUGUUGUAAGUUUGAGACAUAUUUUGUUUAGUGUUGACCAACAUGGAGCUUUUUUGAUAUAGCAAUUGACGUAAUAUCAUUGUAAUUUUUGAAGAUAACGUCAUUUAUUUUAUGCUAACUAAUGAAAUACUGUAUUCUAUCAGUUAAAUAUUUUUAUAUAUCAUCACUCACACUGUGAAAAUAUGAAAUCUAUAUUUUCACACUGUGAGAGAUAUAGCUCCGCCCCCUCAUACAUGAUUGUGUAUGAAUCUUAAAUUAUUUGCUUAAAACAGGAUGAAAAUUGUAGUCGCACUUUGUACUUUAUAGUAUAUUUCUCGAUUCAAAUUAUUUUACUUAAUGAGAAUUUCAUAACGUUAUGCAGCAAAAAAUAAAAUGAAAUGGAACUUUAUGUUGUGUGCGUCUUUCUAACGUUACAACAGGUCUGACGUCAUGUCUGUUUAUGCACGUCUGUUUCCCGCGCUGAGAUUAAAAUUGUUGCAAAAUGCACAUCUCAACGUAAUUGGGCAUAAAAGAUAAGGUAAGGAUUACACGCUGAUGUCUAAAGUUUGAUGCUGGCAGUUUGAUACUAAAACUCACAUCUAGCCUGAGAGAUAACAUGUUUGGCUAACUGUUCCAAAUUACAUGUAGAUGAAGUAAAUAAAUAUCUUAACCUACGCCUAAGAGCUGUAUUUAUAUAAUCAUUAGAGUUAGUUUCAUAUAUCUUUCAAUUCUUUAUAUAACAAACGUUUAUCUGUCUUAUUUAUUAUUGUUCGUUUUAUAAUGAUUCUCUUUGUAUGUUUAUAUUAUUAUUGAAAUAACUA
Messenger RNA from Mercenaria mercenaria, 4171 nucleotides. RefSeq lists its product as uncharacterized. The coding region runs from base 239 to 2785 and encodes 848 amino acids. The record is from RefSeq and is a predicted model, not a curated record. The transcript has 2 exons. Lineage: Eukaryota; Metazoa; Mollusca; Bivalvia; Venerida; Veneridae.